Messenger RNA from Cokeromyces recurvatus, 1327 nucleotides. RefSeq lists its product as uncharacterized. The transcript has 6 exons. Gene Ontology annotation, molecular function: GTPase activator activity; protein binding. NCBI's taxonomy places the organism in Eukaryota, Fungi, Mucoromycota, Mucoromycetes, Mucorales, Mucoraceae. Gene Ontology annotation, cellular component: Golgi apparatus. Gene Ontology annotation, biological process: endocytosis; intra-Golgi vesicle-mediated transport; endoplasmic reticulum to Golgi vesicle-mediated transport. The coding region runs from base 33 to 1223 and encodes 396 amino acids. The record is from RefSeq and is a predicted model, not a curated record.
UUUUUUUUUAUUUUAUUUUAUUUAUAAUAACAAUGAGUGAAAGACAAUCAAAAACAGUUCAAGGGAGACAUGAACGUAUACUAAAUGAACUUACAAAAAAGCCAGGAAAUGAAACCUGUGCUGAUUGUGGUGCUAAAAACCCCCGUUGGGCUUCCUAUUCACUUGGUAUAUUCCUUUGCAUUCGUUGUGCUGGAAUUCAUCGUAAAAUGGGUACACACAUUUCAAAAGUAAAAUCAAUCACAAUGGAUCAAUGGACUACAGAACAAAUCGAGUUGAUGCGCAAUUCAGGGGGCAAUGUUAUUGUAAAUAAUAAAAUUAAUCCCAAUCCCGGGAAUCAUCCUCGCCCAUUAGCUACAGAUGAUGAACAUGCUAUGGAAAAAUACAUUCGAGCAAAAUGGGAAAAGCGCUCAUUCAUGUCUGUAUCUUCACCACCGGUAAUGAGUUCAACUGCAAAGCUCACAGUUCCUCCAAAAAGGUCUUCAUCUGUUCCUACUUUUAGUGGUAGUAGUAGUAGUCAUACGAACAAUUUAACAACAGCACUAAAUCAGUUAAGCAGUAUGGGAUUUAAGAAUGAAGGAAAAAAUAAGCAAGUUUUGAUUCAGACUCAGGGCAAUCUUAAAUCUGCAGUUGAAAUCCUAUCAAAAUCAACGGAUGAAUCAAAGGUAGAGCAAUUAAUAAAAUUAGGAUUUAAUGACAAAAGCAAUAAUAUGGAAGCGCUUCGACGUGCAGGUGGUAACAUAGAUAUUGCAAUGACAAUUUUAAGUGAAAAGAAGACUUUUGCUGGUCAAUCUUCUUCUUCACUAUUAAUUAAUGUUGAUUCUACACCAGUGACCACUACUACUGCAAGUAACCCAUUUAUCACAACUCACACUCAAGUUCACCCACAACCAUUUGUUCAACAAAAUACUACCUUAUUUAAUAAUAAUCCCUUUGGUAAUGCUUUAUCAACUUCAACCUCGUCGCCCACUUCAUUGUUUCCACCAAACCCACAAUUAACUAGUGCUUCUUUUAAUCCUUUUUCACAAAUGGUAACCAUGGCUAACUAUAAUAAUUCUUCACAUUAUCUACAACCUACCGCUCCUCCAAUUCAGCAGCAAACAAUACAACAAAUGUCAGGAAUAUUUUCUAGCCCACAACAGCAAUCCUCUAUAUUCCAGCAGCCACAACAGCAACAGCCACAAAAUCAACAGCAACAAUUUUGGUCUACAAAUAGUUUAUUUUAAAUUUGUAGGCAACAGUUGUAACUUUGUGUUAUACAAGCCUAUAAUAAUAUUUAUAUAAUUAAAAAAAUAAAAAAUAAAAGAUGGGAAUAAAAAAAAAAUUGCCC